Messenger RNA from Scatophagus argus, 2307 nucleotides. It is a transcript of the gene fzd2, whose product is annotated as frizzled class receptor 2. The transcript has a single exon. Lineage: Eukaryota; Metazoa; Chordata; Actinopteri; Scatophagidae. Gene Ontology annotation, cellular component: plasma membrane. Gene Ontology annotation, biological process: canonical Wnt signaling pathway; non-canonical Wnt signaling pathway. The coding region runs from base 186 to 1823 and encodes 545 amino acids. The record is from RefSeq and is a predicted model, not a curated record. Gene Ontology annotation, molecular function: Wnt-protein binding; Wnt receptor activity.
AGUUGUUGAAAAGAAAAAAGUCAGCUUGUAGUGUUCGCAGGAGACCAAAAGAGAGCAGCUUUCUGAUCUUCUCUGCCGGAAUUUUCACGUCAGAAAGUUAUUCAGUAUCUUAAUAACUGAUGAUAAAUACGACAGAAAUUAUUUCAAACUCGUCGGGCUAAAGUUGUGGUCUUAAACUUGGGAAGAUGAGUUUUUGCAAGACCUGGUCUGUUGCGCUCCUGCUGCCUCUGCUGAUAUCAGCCCAGUACCAAGGGGACAAUGGAAUAGUCGUCCCGGAGCAUGGCUUUUGUCAGCCGAUUUCAAUUCCUCUGUGCACGGACAUUGCGUAUAACCAAACCAUCAUGCCAAAUUUAGUGGGCCAUUACAAUCAGGAGGACGCGGGGCUCGAGGUGCACCAGUUUUACCCUCUUGUUAAGGUACAGUGCUCUCCGGAGUUGAAAUUCUUCCUGUGCUCUAUGUAUGCGCCUGUGUGUACAGUUUUGGAGAAGGCCAUUCCUCCCUGCAGGUCAAUCUGCGAGAGAGCCAAGCAGGGCUGCGAGGCUCUCAUGAACAAAUUUGGCUUUCAGUGGCCGGACCGACUGCGCUGCGAGAACUUCCCUGUGCUGGGAGACGGACAAAUCUGCGUGGGCCAAAACGAUUCCACCGCCGCCACCGUACCACCCAUCAUGUCUGUCCCGGGGACCCAGGACUUCACCGUGGUCCCUCCUCAUGAGAGGCUUUUCCGUUGCCCUGCUGUUCUCAAAGUACCCCCAUAUUUAAAUUAUGAGUUUUUAAAUGAGAAGGAUUGUGCAGCACCAUGUGAGCCAUCAAAGAGCGGUGGGAAUAUGUUUUUCACUGACAAAGAGAUUCAUUUCUCUCGUAUAUGGAUUCUGGUCUGGUCUGUGCUUUGUUGUGCAUCUACAUUAUUCACAGUAACCACCUAUUUAGUUGACAUGCAACGCUUUAGGUAUCCUGAGCGACCUAUCAUCUUCCUGUCGGGCUGCUACACUAUGGUCUCCAUAGCCUACAUAGCUGGCUACUUCCUGGGGGACAGAGUGGUCUGCAAUGACAGCUUCAACCCGGAUGGCUAUAAAACAAUCGUCCAAGGCACUAAAAAAGAAGGUUGCACCAUCCUCUUCAUGAUGCUCUAUUUCUUCAGCAUGGCCAGCUCCAUCUGGUGGGUCAUCCUGUCUCUCACCUGGUUCCUGGCAGCAGGUAUGAAGUGGGGCCAUGAGGCUAUUGAGGCCAACUCUCAGUAUUUUCACCUGGCAGCCUGGGCAGUGCCAGCCGUCAAGACCAUCAGCAUCCUGGCCAUUGGGCAGAUCGAGGGUGAUGUGCUUAGCGGCGUCUGCUUCGUCAGUCUGAGCAACCUGGACCCUCUUCGAGGCUUUGUUCUGGCCCCUCUCUUCAUCUAUCUCUUCAUCGGUACCUCUUUCUUGCUAGCCGGCUUUGUGUCGCUGUUCCGAAUCCGCACCAUCAUGAAACACGACGGCACCAAGACAGAAAAGCUGGAGCGACUGAUGGUGCGAAUUGGCGUAUUCAGCGUGCUCUACACCGUCCCUGCUACCAUUGUUAUUGCCUGCUUCUUCUAUGAGCAGGCCUUCCGCACCCACUGGGAGCGCAGCUGGGUUAGCCACAACUGCAGGGCCUUGGCCAUCCCCUGUCCUGUCCAGACUGGGCCACGCAUGACUCCAGACUUCACAGUUUACAUGAUUAAGUACCUUAUGACACUGAUAGUGGGUAUCACCUCUGGUUUCUGGAUCUGGUCUGGAAAGACUCUACACUCCUGGCAUAAGUUCUACACAAGGCUGACAAAUGGCAAACAUGGAGAGACCACUGUGUAGUAGAAAGAGAUAUCUCAGUGUUUGCUGGGACUAAUUUGUGUAUUAUUACUUGUUUCUCAUGUGAUAGGUAAGUAGCACAGUGAGUUGCUAUAGAUUCUUACAGCAUUUGUAUUCUCCUCAGCUUUAUAGCCACACAUGCAUGCCAAACUGAGGGUCAGGGUUUGACAAAAGGGCAAGCUGGAUAAACAAGGACUGAACCUGACUGUCUGAACAAAUAACAAGCAUGGCUAUGGACGCCAUGUGCUGAAAUGUUAUCCACCCCCUCUCUCUUUUCUGAAAGCCACCAUAAACUCAAAGGGAGUGAUGAUCCUGCAGCCAAGAACAUAGAGAGUGGGAGAAUGAGCAGUGGAAGAACAGCAGUUUUUGUUUUUUUCUCUCUCUCUUCAAGCAUUUUUUUUUUAAGAAAAAAAUUGAAAUUGUAAAUAGUAUUUGUAAAAACAUGAAAUAUAUAUUUGUAUUUAAAGAAAGUAAAUACUUUUCCUCA